This is a messenger RNA of Callithrix jacchus (white-tufted-ear marmoset), 1386 nucleotides long. It is a transcript of the gene TEFM, whose product is annotated as transcription elongation factor, mitochondrial. Gene Ontology annotation, cellular component: mitochondrial nucleoid. NCBI's taxonomy places the organism in Eukaryota, Metazoa, Chordata, Mammalia, Primates, Cebidae. Gene Ontology annotation, biological process: transcription elongation by mitochondrial RNA polymerase; mitochondrial transcription. Gene Ontology annotation, molecular function: nucleic acid binding; DNA polymerase processivity factor activity. The record is from RefSeq and is a predicted model, not a curated record.
CACGAACUUUUCUGCCGAGUGCAGGCCGGGCGCUUUUGGGCGCAGCACGCAGGAACCGGAAGUCAAUGGAGGAAGACCGGACCUACCGAUUCAGUUUGGAGAUGGGAGUCCCUAGCCUCUUCCUGGAGGGAGGGAGGUGGAGAUGCUUUCUGGCCCCAUUGAGGUCAUCCCUGUCCCAGGCCUUACAUAAUUCCUGCUGUCGGAAAAAAUUCACUACACCUAAGAAAAUUAUUUCUGAUGUUACUUUUUGUGAUGAAAAUGCAAAAGAGCCUGAAAAUGCAGUUGACAAGCGCUUCUCUUCAGAACAGCAGGCUUCCAUCUUGCAUGUGUUGAAUACAGCAUCUACUGAAGAACUUGAAGCUUUCAGAUUGCUUCGUGGAAGAAGGUCCAUCAAUAUCAUAAAGCACAGAGAAAACUUUGGGCCAUUUCAGAAUUUGGAGAGUUUAAUGAAUGUGCCCUUGUUUCAGUAUAAAAGUACAGUUCAAGUUUGUAACUCCAUACUUUGUUCAAAGACUGGAGGGGAUAAAAGAAAGUUACCAGAAAACCGGUUCUUGAGAAAACUCCUCAAACCAGACAUAGAAAGAGAAAGACUUAAGGCAGCUGAUAGUAUCGUAUCUAUUGUUUUUGGUACUCGAAGAAUUGCCUGGGCUCACCUUGAUCGUAAAUUGACAGUGCUGGACUGGCAGCAAAGUGAUCGUUGGAAAUUAAUGAAGGAAACUACAUACUCAUCAUCCAUCUAUUUAGAAGAGAUUUCUUCGAUCAUUUCAAAGAUGCCUAAAGCAGAUUUCUAUGUUCUGGAAAAAAGAGCACUUUCCAUUCAGAACUCAUCUCUGUUUCCUAUACUGUUACAUUUUCAAAUCGUGGAAGCCAUGCUGUAUGCCUUAUUAAAUAAAACUUUUGCCCAGGAUGGGCAGCACCAGGUGCUGAGCAUGAAUAGAAACGCAGUGGGGAAGCAUUUUGAACUGAUGAUUGGUGACUUCAGGACUAGUGGAAAAGAACUAGUGAAGCAGUUCCUCUCCGAUUCUGUACUGAAGGCGGAUCCUCGGGUGUUCUUCCCAUCAGAAAAAAUAGUCCACUACAGACAGAUGUUUUUAUCUAGUGAAUCACGAAGAGUAGAAGAGCUUUAUGAUUCAUUAUUACAAGCUGUUGCCUUCUAUGAAUUAGCAGUGUUUGACUCUGAGCCUUAGAAUUCUGAGGUUAAUGUGCUAAAGUCAUAGUCAUAUUAAUGUAUAAUUAAUAGCUCUAAUGUAAAACUGUUUUGAACAUCCAUGUUACUGGAAAAGAAAAUAUUUUGAGUGUAUUUUAGAUGUUUAAAUUCUGAUUUUCUGCUACUAAAUGGUCUACACAAUAAGCCAAGACCAAAUCAAUAAACAUUUUAUAAGAUUC